Messenger RNA from Lichtheimia ornata, 378 nucleotides. RefSeq lists its product as uncharacterized. NCBI's taxonomy places the organism in Eukaryota, Fungi, Mucoromycota, Mucoromycetes, Mucorales, Lichtheimiaceae. The record is from RefSeq and is a predicted model, not a curated record. The transcript has a single exon. Bases 1 to 378 code for a protein of 125 amino acids.
AUGCGUUUCCUUACAGUGGGUUUUGUUGCCGUUCUAGUCAUUGCAAUCCACAUGCAUACAGCUGAUGCCGUACCGUUGAGAAGACUCACUCGCAGAGCUAACAAUCGCGGCAAGGCUCAAUAUGAUCACGUUACAAGGCCAUCUGGCACCGAAUUGACCUUUAUCGAUAAGCGACAAACUGGAACAGAAUAUCCUAGUGGUGAUUCUUCUGCUGCUGCUUUUGCUCGUGCUUUUAUUAGUACUUUUGUUAGUGCUCUUCCAGGACAGGUUGGCACAACCUCUGACAAUGGAGCAAGUUCUGGCAGUGGAGCAAGUUCUGGUAGCGGCACGACCACUGGUGGCCGCAAACCUUCUCGAAGAGACACCAAAACCUUUUAA